AGUACAAUCCUAUUCUUACAUCUUCUACUUCUCUAUAGAUAUACUGUAUAUUUAUUUAUUUAAUUUUUAAUUAUAUUUAUUAGAAACCAAACAAAAUAAAGACUUUUAUUAAGUUAGUAUUUUAAUACUAUCUUAUUUUAUUUAACAUUUAUAAAUCGAUUCUUUGCUCUCUUUAUUUAUUUAUUUUUCUUAAUUUCAAAAAUAAAAAAAAAAAAAAAAGAACACAAUGGAGGUGUUGGUGGGUGGGUAGUGCGAAAUCGAGGGCUGUCUUCUUUCAUGGGCUACGACACACUCUCUCUCCUCCUUCUUCAUCUCUCUCUACCUCUGCAUCUCCGAUCCUUGAUCUCUAAGCCCUAGAUCUUCACCAUUGUCGCGCUUAAUCUCUUUGAUUUAAGUUUAGGACCUUGCCUUGCUGCUUUGCUGUACCGAUUUUGGUGGAUUUUUACCUGGAUCUUGACAUUUUUUUUAUUUCUUCACCAAGCUUCGUUUUUUGCCGCGUCGGAAGUAGUUUGCUUUGGGGUUUUGAAUUCUGUGAGAUCGGAAAAGGGAAAAAGGAUCGUAGGGUGAUUUUAGUUAGUUAGGUCGAUGGCUUCUAAUCCUCCUCCAUUCGAGGUGGAGGAUCAGACGGAUGAGGAUUUCUUCGAUAAAUUGGUGGACGAUGAUUUUGGUCCCUCGGAAUCAUCUGCCCCAAAAUUCCCCGAGGGUAAUGAUUCCGACGAUGCUAAGGCGUUUGCUAAUCUUAGCAUUGCGGAUGAAUCUCCUGCAUUGGAGGAUUUUAGCGGUGAAGGUAUGGUGGAUGAACUGAAAACUGAAGACGGUGCUGCCCAAGUAGAUGCUGCAGAUGGGUCUGGGAUAAUUUGCGAAAAGAGUGUUGUUGAAGUUAAUGCGAAAGAUGGGAAUUCUGGUGUAUCGGCGAACUCAGCUUUAGAUGCGGUUCCCGAGCCUAAAAAUGAUGGGACAGGAUCUGAAUUGAGGUUAGAAUCCAUGAGCAAUGAGUCCGGCAGUGGAGGGUUUAAGGUGGUGGGGUGGAGUUCGUUCCAUGCUGAUUCUGCUCAGAAUGGUGGUCAUGGGUUUGGAUCCUACUCCGACUUUUUUAGUGAAUUGGAUGCAGGUGUUUCUGGGGAAGUUCCUGGAAAAGCUGGUGAAGAUUUGACCACUCAAGCAAAUAUGUUCCCUUCCCAUGAAGAGCAUAGGGAUGAAAGCUUGAACAAUAUGGUUAAUUACACACAACAUCAGGAAAGUCAAAAUUUUGUUGCUCCAGUAGAGCAGCAAAAUACAAAUGUGCAGGAUGUAAAUACCAGUCAAUACUGGGAAAAUCUUUAUCCGGGGUGGAAGUACGACUCAAAUACUGGGCAAUGGUACCAAGUGGAUGUUGUUGAUCCUACAGCUCAAGCUCAAGGUAGCUUUGGAACGAAUUCUGCUGUCAGUGACUGGACUGCUGUUUCUGAAGUUAAAACUGAGAUUUCAUAUUUGCAGCAAACGCCUCACUCUCCUAUGGGAACUGUUGCUAAAACCAAUACUCAUAUGCAGCUACAGUCUAAUUCUUUUAUGGGAGUUUCUGCUGAAACAAAUGCCUAUAUGCAGCAGCAAACAUCUAAUUCUGCUGUGGGAACUGCUGCUGAAACCAAUUCUUAUGUGCAGCAAACAUCCAACUCUGUUGUGGGACCUGCUACUGAAACCAGUACAAGUCACAGUGUGUCCGACUGGAAUCAACCGUCCCAAGCAAGCAAUGGGUAUCCUGAACAUAUGAUUUUUGAUCCCCAGUAUCCUGGUUGGUAUUACGACACAAUCGCCCAAGAGUGGCGAACUCUGGAUUCUUACACUUCGACUGUUCAACCAGCAGUUCAGGAUCAAAAUGGGGUUGUUUCAAGUAAUAUAUAUUCUCAGAACAAAAGUAGUUCCUUUGAAGAGUACAGGCAGGAUGACAAUCAUGGGUCAAGAGGCCUUGGUGGCCAAGGUCAAGAAGGUGGAUGGGGUGGAUCUUAUAAUAAUAGUAAUCAAAACAAUCUGAACUUGUGGCAAGCUGAAGUACCUAAGAGUGCAGCCUCAACAGCAUUUGGUGGAAAUCAGCAACUGGAUAGUAAAUAUGAUGGUUCACAAUUUUAUACAAAUGAAAAUCCGCAGGCAUCUUUGAGUUCUUUUGGAGCAGUUCAAUCGUACAAUAGAGCUAAUCAAGGGCACAAUGAGACCAACGGGACUCUGGGAUUCCAAGGCUUUAACCCUGUUACCCAGCCGUUUAAUCAAGUAAAUCUCAACGACCAAAAUCAUAUCUCAAAUGAUUACUAUAGCAGUCAGAAGCCUGUAUCUCAACAAUCAUUUCCUGGUGGCAAUCAGUUACCUUAUAAUCCUAGUGUUGGAAGGUCACCGGAUGGACGUCCUCCACAUGCUCUAGUAACUUUUGGGUUUGGAGGAAAACUCAUAGUAUUGAAGGAUCAUAGUAACGUUGGGAACUCAUCUUAUGGAAGCCAGGGUCCUGUUGGAGGCAUAGUUUCUGUUCUAAAUAUGCAAGAAGUUGUGACAGAGAACACCAAUGUUUCAACCAGCAGUAGCUGUAAUUACCUUCGUGCGUUGUGUCAACAGUCCUUUCCUGGUCCAUUGGUUGGCGGCAAUGUAGGAAGCAAAGAGUUGAAUAAAUGGAUAGACGAGAGAAUCACGAAUUGUGAGUCAUCUGACAUAGAUUUCAAGAAAGGUCAAAUAUUGAAGUUGCUACUCUCCUUGCUUAAGAUAGCUUGCCAACAUUAUGGAAAACUUCGUUCUCCCUUUGGUUCUGAAGUUGCAUUGAAAGAUAAUGAUACCCCAGAAGCAGCAGUUGCUAAACUUUUUGCUUCAGCAAAGGCGAGUGGAGCACAAUUCACUGAGUAUGGCGCUCUUAACUACUGUUUGCAGAAACUGCCUUCUGAAGCGGAACUACAGGCAACUGCUUCUGAAGUGCAAAAUCUUCUAGUUUCUGGUAGAAAGAGAGAGGCUUUACAGUAUGCACAAGAAGGUCAAUUGUGGGGUCCUGCACUUGUUCUUGCUUCACAACUCGGUGAUCAGUUCUAUGUUGAUACUAUCAAACAAAUGGCUUUCCGACAAUUGGCUGCGGGAUCUCCUCUGCGGACUCUAUGCCUGCUUAUUGCAGGGCAACCAGCUGAAGUGUUUUCUGUAAAUGCUGUUGCUGAUGGCAGUGUUCCGGGUUCUGUUACAAUGUUUCAACAGCCUGCACAGUUUGGCACCAGUGGUAUGCUUGAUGACUGGGAGGAGAAUCUAGCAGUAAUUACUGCAAACAGAACAAAAGAUGAUGAGUUGGUAAUCAUCCAUCUUGGAGACUGCCUGUGGAAAGAAAAGAGUGAGAUUACUGGAGCACAUAUCUGCUAUAUAGUUGCGGAAGCAAAUUUUGAGUCAUACUCAGACAGUGCAAGACUCUGUCUGAUUGGAGCAGAUCACUGGAAAUUUCCUAGGACCUAUGCUAGUCCAGAGGCUAUUCAGAGGACUGAGUUAUACGAAUACUCAAAGGUGCUUGGGAAUUCUCAGUUUAUUUUGCUACCAUUUCAACCAUAUAAAUUAGUCUAUGCUCACAUGCUUGCUGAAGUGGGAAAGGUUUCAGAUUCUUUGAAAUACUGUCAAGCAAUAUUGAAGUCUCUGAAAACUGGUAGAGCACCUGAAGUAGAAACUUGGAAACAAUUAGUAUUAUCACUUGAAGACAGGAUUAGAACCCAUCAACAGGGAGGAUUUACUUCAAAUUUGGCUCCUACAAAAUUAGUUGGAAAGUUGCUGAACUUUUUCGAUAGUACUGCACAUCGUGUUGUUGGAGGUUUGCCGCCACCUGCACCGUCUACAUCACAUGGAAGUAUCCACAGUAAUGAACAUUUGCACCAGCAGCAGAUGGCUCCUAGAGUAUCGGGUAGUCAAUCAACAAUGGCUAUGUCAUCUUUAAUGCCUUCUGCUUCAAUGGAGCCCAUCAGUGAGUGGGCUGCUGAUGGCAAUAAAAUGUCAAUGCAUAAUAGAAGUGUUUCAGAGCCAGACUUUGGUAGAACUCCAAGACAAGAUGACUCAUCAAAGGAAGGAACCUCAGCUGAUUCUCGAGGAAAAGGAUCAGUCUCCGGGGGGACAUCUCGCAUGUCACGUUUCGGUUUUGGGUCAGUGUUGCUGCAAAAAACAAUGGGCCUAGUUUUAAGGCCCCGCUCUGGUCGUCAGGCUAAAUUAGGUGAACAGAACAAGUUCUACUAUGAUGAAAAGCUGAAGAGAUGGGUUGAAGAAGGUGUUGAGGCCCCUGCUGAGGAAGCUGCUCUGCCACCUCCUCCAACAAUGUCCACCUUCCAGAAUGGAAUGUCAGAUUACAGUAUGCAAUCUACGUUGAAGAGUGAUGCAACUUCUCUUGGAGGUAGCCCUGAUCCAAAAAGUUCAACUCCAGAAUAUUCUUCAGGGAUCCCACCUAUUCCACCCACUUCAAAUCAAUUCUCAGCACGUGGGCGGGUGGGUGUUCGGUCAAGGUACGUUGACACUUUUAACCAGGGUGGCGGUAGGCCAGCAAAUUUAUUUCAUUCGCCCUCUGUACCAUCUGUUAAGCCAGCUGUUGCUGCCAAUGCAAAGUUUUUCAUUCCUACCCCUGCCUCGGGAGAACAGUCAAUGGAGGCUAUAGCAGAAAGUGUGCAGGAAGACGUGCCAACAGUGGGGACACAUGAAGAAGCUUCCACAUCUACCGGGAAUGCAGCAUUCCAGGUUCCCCCACCGUCAGCAUCCAUGCAAAGGUUCCCAAGCAUGGGUAACAUUCCAGGCCAGCGAGUUAUGACAAAUAGCAAUGGCUCCCUUUCUUCACUCUCGCGAAGAACGGCUUCAUGGAGUGGAAGUUUUAACGAUUCAUUCAGCUCUCCAAAAGAGACGGAAGUAAAACCUUUAGGAGCAGUGUCGUCGGGCAUGCCUCCAACUAUGUUUUCGCCCACUGACCCAUCAUCUAUGAUGCGUGCACAGAUGAAUGGUGGCAAUUUUGCUGAUGAACUCCAGGAAGUGGAGCUUUGAGAGCCAAGUAGUAAAGCAAAGAUGUACAUAUUGAGUUUUGUUCCUCGUGAUCAAAUACAAAAAUAGUUGGGGGAUGGGUGUUUCAUGUUCCUGCCAUUGCAUCCCUCAGAAAAUCAAAGUGGUGGGUAUGAUACGGUACGGUAUAUGGUACGAGUUAGAAUUUGAGAUUAUACAAAAAGUAAAUGGAAUGUUUUCCUUUGCCUUAUGCCUCCUUAAAUCUGCCAUGAAUUCUGAAGUUGGGUGCAAUUCUAAGUACUACUACUAUUAUUAUUAUUAUUAUUAUUAACUACCCUGGGAAUCACCAUCAUCUGAGGCUUAAGGAGCUGGUUCCAUGUGGGCAACACACCUCUGUACAGUUCAUUUAUUCAUUUGUUGGAAGAAGAAACCAAAAAAAAAGGAAAGACCCUUUUGAGGUGUAGUCCAAAGGGAUUCUCCAUAGAUCUCUCAAGGGGAGAUGAGAUGAUAGUGUAUUGAAUUUAGACAAAGGAAAGAAAAAAAAAAUGAAAAACACAAACGAAUAAAAUUCUAUGCUUGUGCCUUUCCAAUCCUUUUCAAAUGCAGUUAUGAAAUUGAAUCAAUUGUUAAAACUAUUUAUCCCAUUUUUUUUGCUUUAAAAUGUUACUAAUAUAUUUUUGUGAUAAUGUGAAUUUCCAACUCACUUUGCUUUUCAA
This is a messenger RNA of Cannabis sativa, 5669 nucleotides long. Its product is annotated as protein transport protein SEC16B homolog. Lineage: Eukaryota; Viridiplantae; Streptophyta; Magnoliopsida; Rosales; Cannabaceae. Gene Ontology annotation, biological process: Golgi organization; autophagy; COPII vesicle coat assembly. The coding region runs from base 586 to 4998 and encodes 1470 amino acids. Gene Ontology annotation, cellular component: endoplasmic reticulum exit site; ER to Golgi transport vesicle membrane. The record is from RefSeq and is a predicted model, not a curated record. The transcript is spliced from 14 exons.